AUUCCCAGCAGGGCGGAAGCGCCAGAAUUCCAGGCAGAGCCCAGCGACUGGCGGGCAGCCGCUGGGGUCCCCUGAGGCUUUGGGGGCUAUGGCCGGGGUCGCGUGUUUGGGGAAAGCUACGGAUGCCGAUGAAUGGUGCGACAGCGGCCUGGGCUCUCUGGGUCCGGACGCGGCGGCCCCUGGAGGACCUGGGCUAGGCGCGGAGCUGGGCCCGGGGCUGUCGUGGGCGCCCCUCGUUUUCGGCUACGUCACUGAGGAUGGCGACACGGCGCUGCACUUGGCGGUGAUUCAUCAGCACGAGCCCUUCCUGGACUUCCUCCUAGGCUUUGCGGCUGGUACCGAGUACCUGGACCUGCAGAAUGACUUGGGCCAGACAGCCCUGCACCUGGCCGCCAUCCUGGAGGAGGCGUCCGCGGUAGAGAAGUUGUACGCAGCAGGCGCCAGUUUGCUGGUGGCGGAGCGUGGAGGCCACACGGCGCUGCACCUGGCCUGCCGUGUGGGAGCCCACGCCUGCGCUCGCGUGCUGCUCCAGCCUCGCCCCCAGCGCCCCAGGGGAGCCCCCAAAACCUACCUCGCUCAGGGCUCUGACCAUACCCCUGACACCGACCACACCCCUAUUGCCCUGUACUCCGAUCCUGACGUGGAGAAAGAAGAGGAUGAGAGUGAAGAGGACUGGACACUGCAGCUGGAGGCUGAAAACUAUGAGGGCCACACCCCACUCCACGUGGCUGUCAUCCACAAAGAUGCAGAGAUGGUCCGACUGCUCCAGGAGGCGGGAGCUGACCUCAACAAACCCGAGCCCACCUGCGGCCGGAGCCCCCUGCACUUGGCCGUGGAGGCCCAAGCAGCCGAUGUACUGGAGCUUCUCCUGAAGGCCGGUGCUGACCCCGCCGUCCGCAUGUACGGCGGCCGCACCCCACUCGGCAGUGCCACGCUCCGGCCCAACGCCAUCCUCGCCCGCCUCCUCCGUGCCCAUGGAGCCCCCGAGCCUGAGGACGAGGACAAGCCUGGCCCCUGCAGCAGCAGCAGCAGUAGCGACAGCGAGAGCGGGGAUGAGGGCGAUGAAUACGACGACAUCGUAGUCCACAGUGGCCGGAGCCCCAACCAGCUACCUCCCACCCCAGCGUCAAAACCGCUCCCUGAUGACCCCAUCUGACUUAACUGUUAAUAGUUUCCAAUUUAAUAAAAUGCCGGUUCGGACAA
This is a messenger RNA of Dama dama (fallow deer), 1203 nucleotides long. RefSeq names its product NFKB inhibitor beta (gene NFKBIB). The coding region runs from base 89 to 1156 and encodes 355 amino acids. Gene Ontology annotation, molecular function: protein binding. Gene Ontology annotation, cellular component: cytosol. The record is from RefSeq and is a predicted model, not a curated record. Gene Ontology annotation, biological process: cellular response to lipopolysaccharide; signal transduction. Lineage: Eukaryota; Metazoa; Chordata; Mammalia; Artiodactyla; Cervidae. The transcript is spliced from 6 exons.